Molecule: messenger RNA, 2167 nt
Organism: Ricinus communis (castor bean)
Lineage: Eukaryota; Viridiplantae; Streptophyta; Magnoliopsida; Malpighiales; Euphorbiaceae
Product: H/ACA ribonucleoprotein complex subunit 4
Exons: 1
Coding region: 121-1866 (581 amino acids)
Biological process (GO): rRNA pseudouridine synthesis; mRNA pseudouridine synthesis; box H/ACA sno(s)RNA 3'-end processing
Cellular component (GO): box H/ACA snoRNP complex
Molecular function (GO): pseudouridine synthase activity; RNA binding
Source: RefSeq, a predicted model, not a curated record
GGAUUUGGGUGGGAUACAAAUUGCCAUCCCUGUCUUCUUCUCAGUUCCCCCUAAAACCCUAAAAAUCCUAAUAAAUCAUCAUUUUUCCCGUCCUUCUUCGAUCGCCUCCUUCAAUCAAAAAUGGACGAGCAACGACAGAAUGGCACUGAUCAAGAACAAGACUUGACAAUGAUCAAACCCCAAAGCUUCACUCCCCCAAACGACACAUCCAACUGGCCAAUCCUUUUAAAGAACUACGAUCGUCUCAAUGUCCGUACAGGUCACUACACUCCACUCCCAUCAGGUCACUCUCCACUUAAACGUCCAUUAGCUGAAUACAUUCGCUAUGGAGUAAUGAAUCUUGAUAAGCCAGCAAACCCAUCCUCUCAUGAAGUUGUUGCCUGGAUUAAGCGCAUUCUUAGAGUUGAAAAAACAGGUCACAGUGGCACUUUAGACCCUAAGGUCACAGGUAAUUUAAUUGUUUGUAUUGACAGAGCCACCCGUCUUGUUAAAUCUCAACAAGGUGCUGGUAAAGAGUAUGUUUGUGUUGCUAGAUUACAUGAUAAGGUUCCUGAUGUUGCUAAAGUUGCUAGAGCUCUAGAAACACUUACUGGUGCUGUUUUUCAACGGCCACCUUUAAUUUCUGCUGUUAAGAGACAACUUAGAAUUAGAACUAUUUAUGAAAGUAAGCUGUUAGAGUAUGACCCAGAUAGGCAUUUAGUUGUUUUUUGGAUUUCUUGCGAAGCGGGUACUUAUGUCAGGACUAUGUGUGUUCAUUUGGGUUUAAUUCUUGGCGUUGGUGGUCAUAUGCAAGAAUUGAGGAGAGUUAGGUCCGGAAUUUUAGGUGAGAAAGAUAAUAUGGUUACUAUGCAUGAUGUUAUGGAUGCUCAAUGGGUUUAUGAUAAUUAUAGAGAUGAGACUUAUUUGAGGCGGGUAAUUAUGCCGCUUGAAGUGCUUUUGACUAGUUAUAAGAGGCUGGUUGUUAAGGAUUCUGCUGUUAAUGCUAUUUGUUAUGGUGCUAAGUUGAUGAUUCCGGGGCUUUUGAGGUUUGAGAAUGAUGUUGAGGUCGGUGAGGAAGUUGUAUUGAUGACUACAAAGGGUGAGGCGGUCGCUUUGGGGAUCGCCGAAAUGACUACUGCUGUGAUGGCUACUUGUGAUCAUGGUGUUGUGGCCAAGAUUAAGAGGGUGGUUAUGGAUAGGGAUACUUACCCGAGGAAGUGGGGAUUGGGACCGAAGGCUUCGAUGAAGAAGAAGUUGAUUGCAGAAGGGAAAUUGGAUAAGCAUGGGAAGCCGAAUGAUAAUACUCCGCAAGAAUGGAUGAGGAAUUUGGUAGCCUUGCCCACAGGAGGAGAUGCUAUAGUUGCUAGCACUGCAGCUGCAAAGGGAUCAGCUACGGAAAAUAAGGAGACUGCCGCACUCAAGAAAGAGACUGGAGAAGUUGAGGAGGGCAAGGAGAAAAAGAAGAAGAGGAAGAGUAAGGAUGAAAGCAUUGAAAGCCCUGCUGCUGAAGCUCCUGCUAAGAAAGCUAAAGUUGAAAAAGAAGAUGCAAUUGAGGUGAAGAAGGUGAAGGAAGAUAUAACUGUUGAGGAAAGUGAAGAUGAGAGGAAAGAGAAAAAGAAGAAGAAGAAAAAGAAGAGCAAGGAAGACAGUGAAGCAGAAACUUUAGUGGAAAAGGAGACAGAGAAGGUAAAGAAAAAGGAGCACAAAGAUAAAGCCGAAGCUGGUUCAUCUGAUACAGAAAAGUCUGAGAAGAAAAAGAAGAAGAAGAAAGACAAAGAGGCUAAGGAGGCAGCAGCUAUUGAGGAUGAGAGUAUGAACGGCGAGGCUGAUAGAAGUGAGAAGAAGAAAAAGAAGAAAAAGAAGGACAGAGAUGAAGAAGAAGCGUAGACCAGAAUGAUCAGAACAAUGAUCAUUUAGUACUUUCUGUAAUCAUUUAUGCAGUUUUAGCAGAAUUUUGUUUUGCUUAAUAGAUAUUUUCUUGGGUUGCAGUCUUUUGUAUUAUUGUCUACUGUAUCGUUUAGUUUUUCUGCCCUCUUUCAUUGAGAUGUUACCGUGGCAGUGUAUUUUCCCCUGCAUAUUGUCCAGGUUUUAUUCUCCUCUUUUUUAUUCCCUGGAUUUCAGAGACAUUGCAUUGUCUUAUUCAUGGAUGAAUCUGGUUAAUUGAUGUUCACAUGUAUCAUUCCUUUUA